Triticum urartu is the source of this 625-nucleotide messenger RNA. RefSeq lists its product as uncharacterized. The record is from RefSeq and is a predicted model, not a curated record. NCBI's taxonomy places the organism in Eukaryota, Viridiplantae, Streptophyta, Magnoliopsida, Poales, Poaceae.
CUUCUUCUCUUGUCCUCUGCCUCUCCUCUCUUCUUCCUCUCAUUGUAACAGCGCAGGCACAAGAAGCUAGCUAGCGAACCUCGAGCGGUGCACGGGCGGUGAGAUGGAGGGGGACGGGAGGAAGGAGGGCGAGACACCGCCGGCGGUGGCGAGAGGGGCGGCGUGGUUCGGCGCUUCCGUGCAGGAGUGGGUGCAGCACAUGAAGGCCAGCGUGGUGGGCGUGUGGCGGAAGGCGACGGCGAGGAGCGAGCAGGAGGCGGCGGAGGCGGACCUGCGCGCGGCCAAGGAGCAGGUGGAGGCCACCGACGAGGCCGAGGCCAAGAAGAAGCACCUCGCCGGCUGAUGGAGGUCGCCACGGCGCAGACUGCAGAGUAACCCAUCGCUUUCGCCUGCUCCGCUCCGUCAUAUGGGCUUUUUCUUUUUUCCAAUCUGCUGUUUGUAGUGCUGCUUCCACUUCGUAGUAAAGUGCAAGUGUUUGUAGAGCUGUUUACCUGUGAUGUACUAGUUUUUUGUUUUUAAAACGGAGUGAUGUACUAGUUUUAACAUGUGUAUCUGAAACUGCAUCCUGUAUGUAUUGACUAUUUCAGAAAAUACCUAGGCUGAUAGGCUGAUAACACUGGAUCUA